AUGGAUUUGGAUCAUAUGAAAACCGUAGAGAUCCUUGCCGCGAAGGCUGCAACUUGGGGUUUGCCAGAAGCCACGAACGAGGCUGAAGCUCAUUCUGAUGAUGAAGAAGACUUUGAUUUGAUAUCAACAAGUCUUGAAAAUAUAAAGAAACGAGAAAAGGAGCUAGCCGAGUUGCUGUUCCCGCCAGAAAUCACUGCGAUUCGGGCGAAUAUGAAAAGAUAUCGAGUGCUGCAAAAGCAAAUCGAUAUUUCAAGAGAAACCAUGAAAGAACUCCGUGAUUCUUAUGAAUCUGUGUCGAGCAGAACUUGUUCUCUUCAUGACGCCUGUGAUCGUGCUCUCGCUGAACAGACAUCGCUUUCUACGGGAUCACAGCUUAUCAAAACUAAUCUUUAUUAUUUCAAGCAAGCUGAUGCGAUUAUGAAGAAGCUUUCCGUCGCCAAAUUGAUGGUUACUGGUCAUUCCUUCGCUGCGAUACUUGUCUCAAUCGAUGAAUGUCUCACCUAUCUGCGUGCUCAUCCAGAAUACAAAGAAUCUGAAGCGUAUAUCGCAAAAUUCGAGCAAUGCCUCAGUAGAGCUAUGACAUGGGUUCGUGUAGCAGUGCUCGCAGAUCUCGACGCCUGCUUCAAUGACGUCAAAGAUCGGCAAGCACAAUUGGAGGCAGACUACGAGAAAAUCGGGCGAGGCGGGCAGGACGAGGACACUUUCGCACUACUCUACGGUGUAUUUGCGUCGAAGGCGGCAGUGGUCAAAGCAUCUAUCAAUGUGGUGGAACAACGAUUCGCAGCGCUACCGGAAUUCGAGGAAAUGCUCGCGGAGUGUCAGUAUGCAUAUUUUGCAAAGAGACAUCAGUUGCUCGGCCCGAUUCUCGAGUCAACACUCUCAAGCUUAUCCUCAACGCACGCGGAAUCUACCUGCCGAUUAACCCGUGAUGCAUGCACCUUUAUGCUGAGAACUUGCGAUGACGAGUACCGUCUCUACCGUCAAUUCUUUGUUACCCAUAACAAUAAUGAUGAUAGAAAAAUGUCGACUGACGGAAGAAUCAGUCCCGCCAUGUCGACCAUCACAUCUGUCUUCACUUCUCAACAGACUCAGCAACAAGUUCAUCCAUUCGAGACUUUUGCUGAACAAAUGUGUCGUACACUCUACGACAUGCUCCGCCCUCGAAUCGUUCAUAAUCCACAUUUGGAGACUUUAGCCGAGUUGUGUACAAUGAUUAAAGUGGAGAUGAUUGAAAAUCGAUGCUCGUUGCAAAUGGUUGCAUCGAUACUUGGAGAUGAUGCGAAUCAGGAUCCAAACGUUUCGGGAUUGAAUCCAAGAGCUGGAUUUGUGGCGGUGAUGAGUGAACUCGUCGGGGAUAUUGCGGAGAGAAUUGUUCAUCGCGCUGGUUUAUACGCUCAAAACGAUAUAGGGGCUUAUCGCCCAGCUUCUGGAGACAUUGCCUACCCGCAAAUGCUCCAAAUGAUUCGAAAAAUCGAGAGCGAACAAAAAGAGCAAAAAGAAAAGGAAGAAGGCGUCGAAUCGACGACCACAACAACAAUCGAUCAACAUUGUCUCUGGUAUCCAACUGUUCGGAGAACCGUCAUGUGUCUGUCAAAGAUUUUCCCCUGUUUGGAUGUGAGUUUCAGUGCAAAACCUCUUUUUGGACACGGAAACGGAUAA
Caenorhabditis remanei is the source of this 1659-nucleotide messenger RNA. RefSeq lists its product as uncharacterized. The transcript has 5 exons. Gene Ontology annotation, biological process: intracellular protein transport; Golgi organization; intra-Golgi vesicle-mediated transport. NCBI's taxonomy places the organism in Eukaryota, Metazoa, Nematoda, Chromadorea, Rhabditida, Rhabditidae. Bases 1 to 1659 code for a protein of 552 amino acids. Gene Ontology annotation, cellular component: membrane; cis-Golgi network; COG complex. The record is from RefSeq and is a predicted model, not a curated record.